AUGAACAGCACUUUGAAUGAAUUUGAAAACCUUUCAGCAUUUCCAUCCGAUGGGAAAACGGUAUCCCCAAAGGAUUAUGCCAAUAAUGAUAAGCUAAAAUUGAGUGGUCGGAUCAUUAAUGUGAUGACACUGUUACCAACACAAAUAGUUAAGAAGGCAGAUAAAUCUGGAAAUGAAAAUUGGGACGUAGAGCCUGUGAGAGGAAAUUCUGCCCUUUAUUCGUCCCAAUUCUUUUUGGCACAGCAGACGGAUUGGGAGAGUCAUUUAGUUGCAUGGACCGGAGAAUUAAUAAACAAGGCAUCGAAUUCUAAGAGUAUUACAAGUGAAAAUAUAAAGGAGGAUCCAUUAUAUUUGAAUAACGAGGAUAAAGCGUCGUUGGAAGGAAAAAUCAGGGACGCUAAUGAAUCUGCCCAUAUACAUCCGGUCUGGUUACUAAGGAGAGAUCAAGAAAGAUGGAGGAAUUAUGCGGAAAAUGUUUUAUGGCCUGUUUUUCACUAUAUUCAAGGUGAACCAUCAGAUGGUAAGGACGAAGCCAAUUCGUGGCAUGAUUACGUCAAAUUUAAUGAAGCUUACUGCCAAAAGAUUAAGUCGAUUUACAAGCCAGGUGAUGUUAUCUGGAUCCAUGAUUACUACUUGUUAUUACUUCCACAGUUAUUAAGAAUGGAAAUUCCUAAUGCUAUAAUUGGUUUGUUUAUGCAUGCUCCCUUUCCUUCAUCAGAAUAUUUUAGAUGUCUUUCAAAAAGAUCACAUUUGUUAGAUGGUAUGUUGGGAGCCGAUAAGAUUGCAUUUCAAUCCGAAGCAUUCCAAAGACAUUUUUCAUCUUGUUGCACAAGAUUAUUGGGAUGUGAAAUUUCUAAAGAUAAGCUUAUGGCAUAUGGUUCGGCUAUAUCCUUAGAAACCUUGCCUAUUGGUAUUGAUACCAAAAAGAUUGAAUACGAUGCAUUUUCUUCUGAAUCAGGUAUUGAACAGAAAGUUCGUGCAUUAGGGGAAAUCUAUGCUGAUAAGAAAAUCAUUGUGGGUAGAGAUCGAUUAGAUACGGUUAGAGGUGUGGUACAAAAAUUGCAGGCAUUUGAAAUGUUCUUGCAAAUGUAUCCCGAAUGGAGAGAUAAAGUUGUAUUAAUUCAAGUUUCAAGUCCUGGAUAUUCUCAUUCAGCGAAGGUUGAGCAAAAGGUCACAGAAUUAGUUCAGCAUAUCAAUAAUGAAUAUGGUAAUUUAAACUCUACGCCAGUUUUGCAUUAUCAAAAGAGAAUCAACAAGGAUGAAUAUUUGGCUUUAUUGAGGGUCGCUGACUUAGCUCUUAUUACUUCAGUUAGAGAUGGUAUGAAUACAACUUCUUUGGAAUUUGUGAUCUGCCAGAAGGAAAAUUAUUCUCCAUUGAUUUUGUCAGAAUUUACGGGUACUGCUUCUGUUUUGAGUGAAGCCAUUUUGGUUAAUCCAUGGGAUUCAGUUGGAAUUGCGAAAACGAUGAACGAUUGCUUCUACAUGUCUAAAGAUAAGAAGAGGGCUUUAGAAGAAAGAUUGUAUAAGCAGGUUACGGCAAACACAAUUCAAAACUGGACUUCGGAUUUUAUAACUCAUUUAAUCGAUCAUGUUAACAAUACGCAUCAAACUCAUUACACCCCUGCUUUAAAUAGACCAUUGUUAUUGAAUAAUUAUAAGAACUCUCAAAGAAGAUUGUUCUUAUUUGACUACGAUGGGACUUUGACACCAAUUGUCAAAGAUCCAGCGGCUGCUAUUCCUUCAUCCAGAUUGAAUGUUGUAUUAGAUAUUUUAUCAUCCGAUCCUAAAAACCAAGUUUGGGUUAUUUCAGGUAGAGAUCAAGCAUUCUUAGAUAAAUGGUUAGGAUCUAAGAAUAUUGGUUUGUCUGCAGAACAUGGCUGUUUCCUUAAGGAUAUUGGCUCUAAGGAAUGGGCUAAUUUGGCUGCAUCUUUCGAUAUGUCAUGGCAGGCUAAGGUUGACGAAGUGUUCAAGGAAUAUACCGAGAAGACACCUGGUUCAAAUAUCGAACGCAAAAAGGUUGCCUUGACUUGGCAUUACCGUAGAUCAGAUCCAGAGCUAGGAAAAUACCAAGCCGAAAAAUGCUUAAAAUUCUUAAAGGAGACAGUUGGUACUGAAUAUGAUGUUGAAGUUAUGCCAGGUAAGGCAAAUAUUGAAGUUAGACCUAAUUUUGUUAACAAGGGUGAAAUUGUUAAGAGGUUAGUUCUUAAUCCUCAUGGUGCUAAGCAAUUGCCUCAUGUGGUAACGAGCUACAAUAAAGAUGUUCCAACUGAUGAAUUACCUGACUUUAUUUUAUGUCUUGGGGACGAUGUUACUGAUGAAGAUAUGUUUAAGUCUUUGAAAGAUAUUGAAGCAGAGUGGAGCCUGAAUAAUCACCCAAAGAAUCAAUACGGAUCCCAUGGAGUUUAUCCUGUUGCAGUAGGGCCUGCCUCGAAGCAAACUAUUGCUACCUCACACUUAACAGAACCAUCUGAAGUGUUAGAAACCUUGGGUUUAUUGUCGGGUGUAGUUUCAUUAUUUGAAAGUGCAGGUUCAGUCCCUCUAGACGAUAGAGGUCACCUUGAAAAUAGCGUUUCCUCAAAUAAAUCAAAAUAUGCUAUCAAAGAAGCAACCCUUAAGAAAGAAACGUCAAGAAAUCUGUAA
Molecule: messenger RNA, 2640 nt
Organism: Debaryomyces fabryi
Lineage: Eukaryota; Fungi; Ascomycota; Pichiomycetes; Serinales; Debaryomycetaceae
Gene: TPS2
Product: trehalose-phosphatase
Exons: 1
Coding region: 1-2640 (879 amino acids)
Biological process (GO): trehalose biosynthetic process; fungal-type cell wall organization; cellular response to heat
Cellular component (GO): alpha,alpha-trehalose-phosphate synthase complex (UDP-forming); cytosol
Molecular function (GO): catalytic activity
Source: RefSeq, a predicted model, not a curated record